AUGCUCAUGGACCCAAACGGGUGUGUUGAGGCCGUCGUCGCGUGCGCGCUCGUCGUUGCCGAUAAAUUCCCCGACCGCCCCGUGCUUGUGUGGGUCGGGAGGGCCACCGUCUGGGAGGGCACCGGCUACAAGAGCAAGGGCGACUUGCUGCUGCGCUACCGGCGGGCGACGGGGCGGCAUAUGUGCGCGACCAUGGCGCAGUUGGUCGCAGGCGGGCGGAUCGCUGUCGUGUACGACUUAUCCAAGUUCAACGACCCCAAGAUUAUGAAGUACGCGAUCAACGUCCUCCUGGUCUUCCAAAAGAAGGGCCGCGUCCAGUGUUACAAUAGUGAGCAACUCGCCGCUUUCCCUGUGCUCCCCGGCCGGUACCGUCACGACCAAUUCUUUGGGCCCAAGGAGCUGCUCGACUCUCCCGAGUGGCGCUUCAUCGUUGUGACCUUCGGGUGGGAGGCCAAGCCCGUUCUGGGGGUCCACGGCAUCGACGGCUUCUGCGCUAAGGUCGGCGCCGGCUCGCUGGCUUGGCACCAACACAUCGAUGUCGUUCACAUCACGCUGGCGAACCGCUCGGGCGACCUGCUCCGAGACCGGCGCGGCGAGGGCGGGGUGGUGAUGAAGCUGCCCAAGGUCGCGGACCGGCCAGGCAUCAUAGCCGAGCACAACCAGGCGCGCCUGGAAGAGGCUGAAGAGGCGGCAUCUUCUGGGGACGAGGCAGGCACGGGCACGUGCGGGUCGGAUCGGGCGGAGGGGAGCGGGAGCGGAGCGAGCCACUCAUUACCGGCAGCUGGCGGGAAGCGCAAGAGGAAGCACAAGAAGAGAAAAAACACGGCUAGAGAGGAUUCAGGCGUCAUACAGGAACGGCACGUGGUGGCACCGAGCCCUAGCGAUAAUGAGCGCACUCGAGACGGAGGGAUUGAGUGGGAUCCUACCGGAUGGCAAGUUCGACAUAGCGCUGUCGCACAUGCAAAAGAGUUAGACAUGCAAUUGAGUGCCCUGUAA
Messenger RNA from Klebsormidium nitens, 996 nucleotides. Lineage: Eukaryota; Viridiplantae; Streptophyta; Klebsormidiophyceae; Klebsormidiales; Klebsormidiaceae. The record is from the annotation of a GenBank genome assembly.